Messenger RNA from Pteronotus mesoamericanus, 459 nucleotides. It is a transcript of the gene VPREB1, whose product is annotated as V-set pre-B cell surrogate light chain 1. The record is from RefSeq and is a predicted model, not a curated record. Gene Ontology annotation, biological process: immune response; immunoglobulin production. The transcript has 2 exons. Lineage: Eukaryota; Metazoa; Chordata; Mammalia; Chiroptera; Mormoopidae. Bases 1 to 459 code for a protein of 152 amino acids.
AUGUCCUGGGCUCCUGUCCUGCUGGCUCUUCUCGUUCACUGCACAGGUUGUGGCCCUCAGCCAGUGCUGAAUCAGCUACCUUCUAUGGCCUCAUCCCUUGGAACUACAAUCCGUCUGGCCUGCACCCUGAGCAAAGACCAUGAUGUCAGAUUUUACAGCAUCUACUGGUACCAGCAGAGGCCCGGCCAGCCUCCAAGAUUCUUGCUGAGAUACUCCUCCGAUUCAGACAAGAAACAUGGUCCCAAGGUUCCCCGACGCUUCUCUGGAUCCAAAGAUCUAGACACAAACACGGGGUAUUUGAGCAUCUCUGAGCUGCAGCCUGAGGAUGAGGCUAUAUAUUUCUGUGCUGUGGGGACAAAGAACAUGGAGAGGGAAAAGACAGAGACAGAGAGGGAGGAAGAAAACGAGCCUGUGGCUUCAGUGUCCCAGCCACCCCAGGACACAUUUACCGUGAACUGA